AUGGGCGCGAUCUCGGCACUGGGGCUGCUCACACUGUUCCACCUCCUGUCAAACUCUAGGGCCCAGCCCGGCAGCCCCGCGAUAUCCAGCCCGAGCCGCCGCUUGAACCCCCGAAACUCAGUUCAAUACGUCCCCGAUAUCCAGCCCGGGAACCCCCGCGAUACCCAAUUCGAUAUCUCCCCGAUAUCCAGUCCGGGAGCCCCCGCGAUACCCAAUUCGAUAUCUCCCCGAUAUCCAGCCCGGGAGCCCCCACGAUACCCAAUUCGAUAUCUCCCCGAUAUCCAGUCCGGGAGCCCCCGCGAUACCCAAUUCGAUAUCUCCCCGAUAUCCAGCCCGGGAGCCCCCACGAUACCCAAUUCGAUAUCUCCCCGAUAUCCAGCCCGGGAACUCCUGCGAUCCCCAAUUCGAUACCUCCCCGAUAUCCAGUCCGGGAGCCCCCGCGAUACCCAAUUCGAUAUCUCCCCGAUAUCCAGCCCGGGAACCCCAGCGAUACCCAAUUCGAUAUCUCCCCGAUAUCCAGUCCGGGAACCCCCACGAUACCCAAUUCGAUACCUCCCCGAUAUCCAGCCCGAGCCGCCGCUUGAACCCCCGAAACUCAGUUCAAUACGUCCCCGAUAUCCAGCCCGGGAACCCCCGCGAUACCCAAUUCGAUAUCUCCCCGAUAUCCAGUCCGGGAGCCCCCGCGAUACCCAAUUCGAUAUCUCCCCGAUAUCCAGCCCGGGAGCCCCCACGAUACCCAAUUCGAUAUCUCCCCGAUAUCCAGCCCGGGAACUCCUGCGAUCCCCAAUUCGAUACCUCCCCGAUAUCCAGUCCGGGAGCCCCCGCGAUACCCAAUUCGAUAUCUCCCCGAUAUCCAGCCCGGGAACCCCAGCGAUACCCAAUUCGAUAUCUCCCCGAUAUCCAGCCCGGGAACCCCAGCGAUACCCAAUUCGAUAUCUCCCCGAUAUCCAGUCCGGGAACCCCCACGAUACCCAAUUCGAUACCUCCCCGAUAUCCAGCCCGGGAACCCCAGCGAUACCCAAUUCGAUACCCCGCCUGUAUCCCGAUACCCAGCCCCAUGGGUUUCCGAUUCCCAGCCUGAUACCCAGCUCCAGGAGCCUUCGAUACCCGGUGCCGAUUACAGAUGUGGCUUCAGAACCUCUCGGCCCAAAUGGACCUGCGGGACCCCCGGGCAAGGACGGAAUCGAUGGUGAGGCCGGACCACCUGGUCUGCCAGGCCCAGAGGGCGUGCGAGGUGAACCAGGAGACCCUGGCAGUCCAGGACCCCCCGGCCUUGCAGGACUUCCAGGAGUGGAUGGUUUACCAGGUGCAAAUGGUCCAGCUGGUGCUGCUGGAAGACAGGGCGAUAGGGGAGACCCAGGACCACCAGGGCCACCUGGAGUGUCCAGGCUAACGUACCAGCCGUGGCCACCGCUGCUGCAUGGCGCUGCCAGUGUGCAGAGCUGCGGGCCCCUGAUUGGCCAGCAGCAGCUCUAUGAGGCGGAGCUUCCUCCUGGAGGGGGACAAAAUGUCCAGCCCAAUGCUAAUUUAAAAGGGCAUCGUCUAAAAAAAAGAUUAAAAGUGGAACGAAAGUGGGGCGCGGAGAGCCAGCGCUCAACGAACCGGGUCAGGUUGGAGCUGCGAACGUGUUACUUUAGAAACUACCCUGAAAACACAGAUGAGGCCUUAAAAAUUAUGAAAGGGUUCAACAGGUCCCAGCAGCACCAGGAUGGAGCAGUGGCCAUUGCUGAGACCACCGGCAGCCACGACAAAGGGGAGGCUACGGAAGCCAGACUCAAGGGACCCCAAGGAGACGUUGGACUCCCCGGAGCCCAGGGCCCUCAAGGGCAACGGGGUGAAGAUGGUCUGCCUGGACUUCCAGGACCCCCUGGACCCCCCGGGACCCCGGGUCUCCCAGGGCUUUUCACAGGUGAAGGAAGUGGUGACUUUUCAUGCCCAGCUGUCUGCCCUCCUGGUCCUGCUGGCCCUCCUGGAAUGCCUGGAUUCAAGGGUCACACAGGGCACAAGGGAGAGCGUGGAGAACCUGGAAAAAUAGGCGCUAAGGGUGAUACUGGACCUCCAGGUGUAUCAGGCAUUCCAGGAGCUAUCGGAUUACAGGGUCCGCGAGGUUUGAGAGGCCUUCCUGGUAAACUUGGUCUUCCUGGUAACAGAGGUCCCACGGGAUUCCGUGGACCUGUCGGUCCUCCUGGGCCUCCAGGGAAAGCUGGAGAUACAGGUCCAAAAGGACACUUUGGAUUCCAAGGAACAAAGGGAGAGCCGGGGAAGAUUGGUCCCAGAGGCCUCCCUGGAGUUGCAGGACACAAGGGCGAGCUGGGAAUUCCAGGUCGGGAUGGGAGAGACGGAAAUCCAGGAAUCAACGGUGAAAAGGGUGAGCCAGGGGAACAUGGAGGCCCUGGAGAGAAGGGUCCAGUUGGACAACCUGGAUUGCCAGGAAAGCCAGGACCUAAAGGAGCGAGUGGCGAACUGGGAGGCCAAGGACCAAUGGGAGGUCCAGGACCCAGGGGACCACCUGGCAGUGCGGGACCUUUGGGAGACUCUGGUCUGAUGGGAGAACGUGGACCAAGAGGAGUUGAUGGGGAAAUGGGACCAGCUGGGGAACGUGGAAUCCGGGGGGGUAGAGGUUUCCAGGGUCGGAAAGGUGAGAGCGGCGAGCCAGGUGUUCCGGGACCUACAGGAAUCCGUGGGACUUUUGGGGAGAGGGGUCCUGUUGGAGUUUCUGGUCCCAAAGGUAACCAGGGACUCGCAGGGUCUGAUGGGCUCCCAGGAGAAAAAGGAGAUUUGGGCCAGCCAGGACCACAGGGGCAGAAGGGAGAGGCAGGAGGUCGUGGUGAGGUGGGACCCAAAGGUAACCCUGGUCCAGCCGGCGUUCCCGGAACAGAUGGUGUUCCUGGUCCUCCUGGGUCAAUGGGUGUGGCCGGAGAGCGUGGAGUCCCUGGCAUUACUGGAAAAACAGGUGCUCCUGGAAAACAUGCAAGUGAGCAGCGAAUCCGGGAACUCUGUCACGGCCUGAUCAAUGAUCAAAUCGCAUUGUUAGCAAAUAAUCUGAGGAGGCCAAUGGCCCCUGGAAUGACAGGGCGGCGUGGUGUCGCUGGACCUCCAGGCCCACCAGGGCCAAAGGGCGGAGUUGGCCACCCGGGCAGACGAGGCCCAACAGGAUUAACUGGACCAUCGGGAGAACUUGGCGAUACAGGCCCUCGAGGUGACCGUGGUAUCAAGGGAGACAAGGGCGUUAUUGGCAAAGCCAUUGAUGGUUUAGUAGGACCUCAAGGGCCUGCAGGGCCCCCAGGAACCAUGGGACUUAGUAAGAAUGGACGAGAUGGAGCACAAGGUGACCCAGGCCCUCCAGGAGAGCCGGGACGAGCUGGAAGAAAUGGCGCUAUGGGAACACCAGGAAUCUGCGACACCUCUGCUUGCCAGGGAGCUGUCGCAGCAGUAAAAUCAGGAAGUCCCAAAAAAUCGUGA
This is a messenger RNA of Carcharodon carcharias (great white shark), 3462 nucleotides long. RefSeq names its product collagen alpha-3(IX) chain-like. The record is from RefSeq and is a predicted model, not a curated record. The transcript is spliced from 36 exons. Lineage: Eukaryota; Metazoa; Chordata; Chondrichthyes; Lamniformes; Lamnidae. The coding region runs from base 1 to 3462 and encodes 1153 amino acids.